Musca vetustissima is the source of this 1494-nucleotide messenger RNA. Its product is annotated as zinc finger protein rotund-like. The transcript has 7 exons. The annotation marks the transcript as partial. The record is from RefSeq and is a predicted model, not a curated record. Lineage: Eukaryota; Metazoa; Arthropoda; Insecta; Diptera; Muscidae.
AUGAUGUCACCAUAUUCGGAAAACUCCAACACAUCACCCAGUGAAAUUUUACCCCAAGAAUUUACAAAAUUGCCCUUAAAACUAUCCAAACCGACAGCAAUGCCACCAGCUUCACCAUUCCUUAUGCCAGCCGAAUUCUAUAAGAAUUUAUUUGCAUCGGCUGUUUUGCAUGCCAACAGUGGCAGUAGAUCUGAUGCUGCCACACAACAUUUGCAAUAUAAUGCCAGCCAUCAACAACAACAACAACAAUUGUCGCAUUCAAGUAAACACAUCGAUGAGGAUACGCGUCAUUUUAAGUUUCCUCAUCAGACACCUGUUGCCGCUGAUGUUGGAAGCAACAGUUUUUCACGCAAUUUUUUGUUAUCCUCAUCGUUGGUGGCAAAUGCAGCUGCAGUGGCAGCAACCAUAUCUGCUGCCGAAGAUGCCACAGAGACGACAAAGAAGUUUUUACAUUGCAACGAGAAGAAGAAACCAACAACAAAUUAUAUCUGGUCAACCGUAAAUUCGGAAAGUGAAACAAAUAAUAAUAACAGUAUUGAGCCAACAUCAACAACAACGUUAAAUCAAAUACCAAUUAACGGUACACCAUUAACGGGUAGCGCGGCAACACCGCCCACACCUCCCCCGGAUACACAAUUGAAUUUAGAACAAACAACGAAAUCUGUCUAUCACAAUCCGCAUAACUCCUUGAAGACAAUUGCAGACAGUGGACAAUUAAUACAAAUUGCCAACCACGAAGACGAAGAGGAAGAGGACGCAAGCGAAACAAUUCUUAACGAAAAUAGUCGGCGAGGAGUUGUUUCAACAACGUCUGCCCAUCACUUAACGCACAAGUCGACAAAUAAAUCAAAACAUUUAGCGCAGGCUGCUGCAAAUACAGAGCACGGUCAGCAUCAUCAUCCAUUGAGCAAUCAUCAUUCCCAUCAUCAUCAUCAGCAUCAUUCAACUCAUCACGGCAGUAACAAUAGCAGCACCAUGCCCAUAGGUGGAGUACAAGGUCAAAAUCCAACACAAGGUUUGGUGCAUUGGAUGAGUGCCGUAAUGGCAGAGCACAUGACCGGACAGACGCAUCAUGACCCAACGGCGGUCGGCAUGCAUUAUAUGUGGAAUGGCAAUGUCGAUCAUAAUAAGGAAAUUGGUGAUCACAAUUUUUGGCCCCCAACACCACCAACCACUGCAACAGCUACAUGUCAUCAUUCUAUAGACAUGAAACCUUCUUUUCAGACCAAAAUGAAUGAUCACCACAACAAUUUACAAAAAGGUCAUUUCAUAGAUGACAAUCGUUUGGAUCAUCAUGCGGUGACACCACAAGGCGGAAGUGUGUUAGGCUCCUCUGGUGCGGGUCAUCAUGGCAAUCAUGUUGGUCAUCACAGUUCGGCGGCAUCAGCUCUACUUGUUGUUCCUCAACCAAUCAAUGCAACAAAAAUUGGUGCCUCCCUGGGGGGAGGUACGACUGGUACGGGUCGUAAAUAUCAAUGCAAAAUGUGUCCUCAG